This is a messenger RNA of Pochonia chlamydosporia 170, 915 nucleotides long. RefSeq names its product NADH(P)-binding domain-containing protein. Lineage: Eukaryota; Fungi; Ascomycota; Sordariomycetes; Hypocreales; Clavicipitaceae. The transcript has a single exon. The coding region runs from base 1 to 915 and encodes 304 amino acids. The record is from RefSeq and is a predicted model, not a curated record.
AUGAAAGUUGCCAUUGUUGCAGUCGGCGAACUCGCCCGCUACUUCGUCCAAGAGCUCCUCGCCCAAAGCCAUCAAGUUGUCACAAUCUCCCGCUCCAAAAAGGACUACCUUGAUACCCUCGGCGUCACGCAACACAUAUCCGACUACUCUACCUCCAGCCUCACGGAUAUUCUCCACGACUGUGAUGCCGUUAUCUGCACUAUCCGCGGUGGUGUUCCCAACUUUACGGCCGUCCACAGCGCCAUCCUCGAAGCGUGUCAGAAAUCUCCUACAUGCAAGCGCUUCAUUCCCUCCGCUUGGGCGGGAAACCUGGAGGAAUUUCCGGAUGAACCUCUCGAGUGGGCGGAUGAGCUACAGCCUAUGCUUCAGGCUCUUAGUUCCCAGAAGGAUGUGAGCUGGAGUGCCAUAUGCCCCGGGUGGUAUGCAGACUAUGUAUAUCCCGCGAAGCAGCGCUACUUGGGUGACAUUGGGGAGAUGUGGCCUCAGAACUACAAGGACAAGGUGUUUACGCUGUACGGAAAAGGUUCUCAGCUUAUCAAUUUUACGUCAGUGCGGGAUACUGCUCGUGCGACGAUUAUGCUUCUCGCGCAUGAUCGUCAUGAAUGGGAGAACUACACGUAUUUGUCUGGCGAGCAGCUCACGUGGAAGCAGCUGAGUGAGUUUAUUACCUCACGUGAUGGGGAGUACACCGUGAAGAGAAAGUCGCUGGCCACAAGUAUCAAGCAGUACAUUGCCAAGGAGAGCGAGAUGAGUGUUGCUGUGGCGAUCUUUGAGAUUUGGGGUCAUUCGGAGGCACUGGCAUUCCCUUGGGAAAAGGUGGAGAGGCAGAGGAACAAGUUCUUUGGGGGUAUGAAGUUUCGUACAGUUGCAGAGUUGGCUGAUGAGGCGGCUGCGGCACCAACAAGCUUUCCUUGA